AUGGCAGAGGUCCUCUCUUCUGAGGAGGAACAGCCGGAGGUAGAGGCAGUUGCCGGAAAGCCUCCAGCAUCGAAGAAGCAGACAGAGGUUCCCAAGGAGCCCAAAGAGGUCCAGGAGGCAAAGGUCCCUCCGAACCGCAAGCGCCCAGCGCCCGAGCCGCUCCCCUACGGCUGGGUGCGCAAGGCUUCGAAGACAAAGAAAGGUGCCUACUACUAUGCAAACAUCCUCACUGGAAAGACCCAGGUGAAUCGACCUGGUCCUCGUACCGCCAGCGCUUCAGGCCACAGGCAGCGAGCCAACCGCCCGGAGCGCUUGGAAGUUUCGGGCUCCGCGCCCGCCGUAUCCGAGGAGCUUCGGCAGAGGCAGGCAGAGCACGAUGCAGCCGCAGAGGCGGAGCUGGAAGAAGUCAAGCGCAAGGCCGCAGAACGUCGUGCGGCCCUAAAGGCCAUGGAGACAGCUCCGGACGACGAGGGCUCCGAGGAGUCGGGCUCGGCAGAUGACGAGAACGUGACUGGAGAGGAUGUCACGAAGUGGAAGCAAGAAGAAGAGCUCCGUGAGAAGAAGCAGGCGGAGAAGGAGGAAAAGGAGAGGCUGUCGUGGCCCGCAGCUUCAGAGCUUCCUCCGGUUCCUCGCGUUUUGCAGCCAUGCCUGGAUGUGCUGAAGGAUGGGAAGUGGGUCGAGCGGCACGUCUUGGGCUCCGACAAGCAGCGCUGGACACUGGGACGAGCAGUCGGGGAAGUGGACUUCCCUAUGAACCAUUCCACCAUCUCGAGGCAGCACGCGGCGCUGACCAGAGGCGGCGCCGGGAUCUACCUCGUGGAUCAGUCCGUCCAUGGUGUACAGGUGGACGCGCAGCGUAUCGAAAAGAACCUGCGCGUCCUCUUAAAGAACGGUGCCAUGAUCAAGUUUGGGGCCUCAACGAGGUUGUAUGUCUACCACGAACCCACUUAG
Messenger RNA from Symbiodinium necroappetens, 951 nucleotides. The record is from the annotation of a GenBank genome assembly. NCBI's taxonomy places the organism in Eukaryota, Dinophyceae, Suessiales, Symbiodiniaceae.